GCAACUCUACAACAGGAUUAGCUACAGCCUCCAGAACAUCAAUCACCCCGUCAUCCCAGGACAUAUGCAGUGCUGGCCAGCCGACCCUUGUAGAGGAUGUUUCUGAGUCGCAAGAACACAACCAGCAAUCACAAAACACAGUGAUGACAGUUGCCAGCACAAAUCUGGGCUCCUCAGCCCAAGCCCAGAAGAAGCAGGUGAAGCGCCGUCACCGCCGCAAGAGGAGCAGCUGUACUGCCCUCGAAGGCGUGGAAACCAUUGCCAAACAGGAGCAGACUGAUCGCAGUGAUGUCAGCUCCGAACGCAGUGAAAGGGGAGAGAAGAGGGAGCGGUCCUCCAAGAACCGGAAAGAGCUCCAACCUCGCCUGCGCUCCACAAGACCCCCCCAUUCCGACUCCAGCUCUGAGGAGGAUUCAUGGCGUGAGGCCCGCAGCUGGAGCAAGGAGAAAGCCAGGAGAGUGCGCCGCCGCAGCGGCAGCAGUCGAGAAAGGGACGAGGGGGAUAGGGGCAAAGGGGGAGAAGACAAAUCAGAUGUCAUGGAGCUGCAGUCAGUGGGUUCCGAUGAAGGGAAGGAGAACCAACCUCUGGUGGAGGAGAGCGGAGGCCUUAAGAAGCGACACAGCAGCAGGGCCACGCUAAAGACAGACAUUUCAACCAGAGAACGCUCGCAGAGCAGAGAAAAGGGGAAGAGCAACAAGCCACACAGCCAAGGAGGCAGUUCCUCCUUGGCUGAGGACGGUGAAGAGCUCAUUACCAAGAAAUACCAAGAAAAGGGGUCAGGGGGUGGAGACAUGUCAGCCCCCUCACCACCGAAAGCAUGUGGUGUGAACGGGAGCACAGCACGAUACUGCUCUGAUGACUCUGAGAUGGAAGUCUGCAGGAUCUGCCACUGUGAGGGGGAUGAUGAGUGCCCUCUGAUAAUGCCUUGUCGCUGCACAGGGAGCCUGAGUUUUGUCCACCAGACCUGUCUCAACCAGUGGAUCAAAUCCUCUGACACGCGCUGCUGUGAACUCUGCAAGUUUGACUUUGUCAUGGAGACGAAGCUCAAACCUUUACGUAAGUGGGAGAGGCUACACAUGUCCAAGAGUGAGUGGAGGAAGAUCUUCUGUGCCGUGUUAUUUCACCUGAUAGCAAUAGCGUGUAUGUUGUGGUCGAUCUACAUUCUCGUCAAGAGAACAGCAGAAGAGAUCAGACUCGGAAAGAACGAGGAAUUAUGGAGAGUUUCUCUUCUGAAGUACUCGAAGGCUGACGGCGUGCUGGAGUGGCCCUUUUGGACCAAGCUGAUUGUGGUGGCCAUUGGCUUCACAGCCGGACUCAUCUUCAUGUACAUCCAGUGUAAAGUGUACCUGCAGCUGUGGCGUCGCCUCAAGGCCUUCAACCGCAUCAUCACAGUGCAGAACUGCCCCGAGAAAGGCCUGCAUGUUUCUCAGGCUCAGCCCAACACCCUGACAAACGGCAGGCAUGAAAAUGUGGAGGUUCCUGUCAGUGCGGCACCCGCCGUGGCUCCUGAGCAGACGGACUCAGACAUGUCAGUGGAGGCAGCGGUGUCACCGGAGCAAAACCCAGUCUGAUUGACUCUCCUCAUGCUCAGCCAGAAUCCUGAACCGCACCCUACUCAUCUAACAGUACCAGCGGGUGUACGCACGGCGCGAUUUAGACUCAUACAGUGUUUUAGUAUUAUUCAUCUCAGCUGCUGCGAUGACUGAUUCUGAGAUGAUGGACACAAUCGAAGUCUUUCAGUGAUCAAGGAAAACUUUAAGGCUGCAGUGAAAGGAAGUUGGUGGUGGCUGGACAGAAUAUGGGGAAAAAGGAGGUGAAAAGAUGUAAAGGAAGAGAAGGAUAGAGCCAUCGGGAAGAGCCACCUGAAAGAAUCAUUUAUAAAUACUGUAUUUAAGUGGUAAAUUAAAAGUUUAAUCCUCUAUGCACUUUCUCAAACUUCACUGGCGUGUGAACAGCCCGUGGAUGCUAUGAAAGGUCUCAGUAUGCUUCAACCUUGAAUGACACUUCCUGCAAUCGUGGAUAAGUUUUAGCUCGUCUGUGAAGACAAAGAAGCAAGCUAUUGUGCAGACUGGGACAACAAACUUUUAGAAGUCUCUCCACAAACACUUUAAGGUGGUCUCUAUUUAAAAGGUAUUUAAUGAGUUGCAUUCCACAGUACACACGAGAAGUGAUCGAUGUGAAAAUGUGACGAGUUGGAAGAGUUUUAGGAGAGAAUCUCACAACUCUGCAAAAGAAGGGUGCAUUCAUGACAUCAGGUUUCAGAAGCUGUUUGACAAUCCAACAAGCACUUUUAUUUGAAGCAUACUGAGGCCUUAACCUUCCAUCUGGACAAUCAGGUCUUCAGACACCAAAGAGUCAGAAAUGACUAAUAGAGAAAAAUGUAUUUAAACAUUAUCUUUAGCUCAGUCUGAAAUGGAACAUGUUAUGUUUUCAAAAAGAUGAAUUUAUGUAUUGUCACAGGAAAAUGUUGAAUAUUUCUUAAAAUAGCAAAUGUUAAGUAGCCCAGAUAUUUCUGAGGUUAUAUUUGAACAGUUUCCAGCUUUAUGUGGUCCUGUCUGCCGGGUCCUGAUAUUUAUACACACCAUGUAAUCAAAGUUUUUAGACCAAUGUCAAAUUUAUGUCACAAAAACUAAUUUUUCUCUUCUUCGUGUCCACCAAACUCAAGAGCACCCAAACAUCUUUGUCAAACUCCUUUUUUUAAACUCUGAUUGGAUACAAAUGGAUUCAGGUUACAUAUAAUGCAAACUUGUUGUGCAAUAAACAAUGAAUGUAGACCCCCCCUCC
Messenger RNA from Labrus bergylta (ballan wrasse), 2784 nucleotides. The record is from RefSeq and is a predicted model, not a curated record. NCBI's taxonomy places the organism in Eukaryota, Metazoa, Chordata, Actinopteri, Labriformes, Labridae.